Linnemannia hyalina is the source of this 519-nucleotide messenger RNA. Lineage: Eukaryota; Fungi; Mortierellomycota; Mortierellomycetes; Mortierellales; Mortierellaceae. The record is from the annotation of a GenBank genome assembly.
AUGGAACCCGUCCAGCUAUUCAACCAAAGCAACCUACAGAUCCAGGACUGUGGCGCAAAAGGACGCGGUAUCUUCACAACCGUCAGUAUCCCCGCCCGCACCGUCAUCGAUAUCUCUCCCAUCCUGCUCUUCCCCUCCGAAGAAUACUCAACCCAUGGCCAGCACACCCAACUCGACCACUAUACUUAUCGCUGGAAGGGAGGCAUGGCCCUUGCCCUCGGACUUGGCAGCAUGUUUAACCACUCCUCUACACCCAACGUGGGAUUCCAGCGGGAUAUCGACAACAGUCUGAUCCGGUAUUCGACCUUGCGGGAGAUUCAAGUUGGCGAGGAGCUCUGUAUUUCAUAUGGACCUAAUCUUUGGUUCCCGGAUAUGGAGGACUCUCAGGAUCAGAACAACAGCAGCGGUGGUAGGGCCACCAACGGAGAUGUGAGCGAUAGUGAAGACGAAACAGCAGAGUCGUUCUUUUCCAGGAUACAGCUCUCAGACGACGACGACGACUACGACCAUAGCAACUAG